AAGAAAUAUGCGAAGAAAUUUAGUAAGGAUAGAAAGUGUGAAACGUGGGAAUUAACACGACUAAGGAGAAAGGCCAUUAAGAGCUACUGGAAUGAAAUAUCACUUGAAUUAAAUGAAAACCCAAGGAAAUUCUUUUCUACGUUUAUGCCAUUCAUUAGUUCAAAGGGACAAAAGGAGACGAACGAGAUCCAUUUGAAUAUUGAAGGCAGAAUAGAACAAGAUCAGCGAAUAGUGGCAGAAGAAUUCGCAGACUACUUUUCGACAGUGGCUGAUGCUAUAGGAGGGGAGGAAGCCACUAAUUUGACUGAGGAGAAAUGCAUAAACCAUCGGAGUAUAGAAAUGAUACGUGCAAGAUAUGAACCAGAUUCGUUCUCAUUUAUUGAAAUUAAACGAGAAGAAGUUCUUAAAGCCCUUAAGGAAUUAAAUCCGCGAAAGGCUACGGGGCAUGAUGAGAUACCAUCUAAGGUUUUAAAGUUGGUGGCAGAAGAGAUAGCGACACCACUUACUGACAUAUUUAACCAAGUCAUCAAAUAUUGUGAAUGGCCUCAGGAAUGGAAAAUGGGGGAAUGGAUUCCAGCAUACAAGAAGGAUGAUCAUCACGAUAAGGCUAAUUACCGACCAGUAACUAUAUUAAGUAUACUAGAUAAGAUUUUUGAACAGCUACUUUGUCAGCAGUUGUCUCAAAGAUUUGAGAAUAUCUUUGAUCCUUUUAUCUCAGCGUACAGGAAAAAUUACAGUUGCGAAAUCGCACUCGUUCGUCUGGUCGAGGAUUGGAAGCAGGCAAUGGAUGAAGGGCAAACAAUUAGUAUUUUGUCAACGGAUAUGAGUAAAGCAUUUGACUCGCUGCAUCCCACUUUACUCUUAGCUAAACUCAAAGCUUAUGGAUUCACUCAAAACGCGUUAGAUUUGAUGAAAUCAUAUUUUAAAGAACGUAUGAAUAGAACAAAAAUGCGACAGGUAACCAGCGAAUGGAAAGAAACAAAGAGAGGAUGUCCUCAAGGCGCUUCUUUGGGCCCGACGUUAUGGAAUAUCUACCAGAACGAUUUAUUUUAUGUUGAACGUGAAAGUCGGCUAUCUGCGUACGCGGAUGAUCAUCAGUUUUACUACGCCCAUAAAGAACCAGAGAGAGCAGUGGACACUAUAACCCGAGAUGGAAAACAAACCUUCU
Paramuricea clavata is the source of this 1168-nucleotide messenger RNA. The record is from the annotation of a GenBank genome assembly. Lineage: Eukaryota; Metazoa; Cnidaria; Anthozoa; Malacalcyonacea; Plexauridae.